GUCUUCUUUGCUCCUCGAUCGGUUGGGAAUCGGAAUGGUGGGAUAGAUGCCUCUCUGGUCAGUGCAAUGUCGCUCGAGUGGCUUAGGUGUGUGUUCUUGGAGUUGGUGACUCUGCUUUGCUCCUCGCCCCUCCUCCAAAAAAGAAGAUUUCGAUUUUGGGUUGCUUGGAUUCGGGGAUCAUACAUUCUGAACAUUUCUUGUUGCUGCAUAUUGGAGUUGGCAUUUCGGAUUCAGUCAAUCAAAUCAACUCCCGCUGCUAGAAUAUUUCAGCGAAGGGUUGGUGGUAGGAGCUGGGGGGACUGAUUUUCUCCCAUCCCCCUCAAUCACGAACGCACUCCCGACGCCGACAUCUCGGCUCGCAGCUCAUUCUUUUCUAGCCCCCUCCUUUGGUUUUCAGAAGCGGUUUUAGGGGUUGUCGGCAGGUUUUGUCACCGAGCGCUUUGGCGUCCGUAAUUUCAGGCCGCUUGUCCUUUCUUGCAUUUUUCUCCUUUUCUUUCAUGUGGCCUCACGUUUUCGAAACCCACACCUUUUCCAUUUUAUUUUCCCCGCGGAGUAGUUUUUUUUUACUCAAAUUGUACCGGAACCAAGGUUUAAUGGAUGCGGUUGCUUAUCUUCUCAGGAUAGCUACUCUUGACUCUUUGAGAUAGGACAGUAGAUAGAAGGAAAAGGAAAUAAGCUUGCUGUGUGUGAGCUGCUGCAGACUCCAAGAAGAUGGAUCAGUAUGAGGUGUUGGAGCAGAUUGGCAAAGGAGCAUUUGGUUCUGCGCUUUUGGUGAGGCACAAGGUCGAGAAGAAGAAGUAUGUGCUCAAGAAGAUACGCCUCGCACGGCAAACCGACCGCACACGCCGGUCUGCCCACCAGGAGAUGCAGCUCAUCGCGACAGUCCGGAAUCCAUUCAUUGUGGAGUACAAAGAUUCAUGGGUGGAAAAGGGUUGCUACGUUUGCAUUGUUAUUGGUUACUGUGAGGGAGGAGACAUGGCUGAGGCUAUCAAAAGAGCCAAUGGAAACCAUUUUUCUGAGGAGAAACUUUGCAAGUGGCUUGUGCAACUUCUCAUGGCUCUUGAUUAUCUGCAUGCUAAUCACAUUCUUCAUCGAGAUGUGAAGUGCUCCAAUAUAUUUAUUGCCAGAGAUCAAAGCAUACGCCUUGGUGACUUUGGUCUUGCAAAGAUAUUGACUUCAGAUGAUCUUGCGUCUUCUGUGGUAGGAACACCAAGUUAUAUGUGCCCAGAACUUCUUGCUGAUAUACCAUAUGGCACUAAAUCUGAUAUUUGGUCUCUAGGAUGUUGUAUUUAUGAAAUGACUGCUCUCAGGCCUGCGUUUAAAGCUUUUGACAUGCAAGCUCUUAUUAGCAAGAUCACAAAGUCGAUAGUAUCGCCAUUGCCCACGAGAUAUUCUGGUUCCUUUAGGGGACUUAUCAAGAGCAUGCUACGGAAAAGUCCAGAACACCGACCAAGUGCUGCAGAACUGCUAAAGCAUCCACAUCUUCAGCCUUAUGUGCUUCAGGUCCAGUUAAAGUCCAGUCCUUCUCGCAACAUGUCUCCAAUCUAUCAAGCUCUGACAGACAAAGUUAAGAAGAUGACAUUUCCUGGUGAUAUAACUGAUUCUGUGAGAAGAAGGGUGGCAAGAAGGAACUCUCUGGGGAAUGAGAGGACUGUAACAUUCUGCAAACCCUCUCCUGAGCGGAACUCUAUUAGCUCUACACGGAGCAUCAAAGAAUAUACAACUACCCAGAGUGUCAAAGAGCUAUCUGUUGACAGCAGUCAAAUUGAUGACGAGGUCACAAGUAAAGCCAUUAUAACAAAGACAUCGGGCAUUCUAAGGACUCCCAAGAGUACUCCAGCCAAGACAUUGACAACUAGAAAUCGGUUGGAUCCUCCAAAAACAUCAUAUACCAGAACAAACCAUGCUGAGUUGACCUCAAGAACACCUCUGAACAAAAGUGCUCGGACAGCAAGAAGAGCAUCGCUCCCACUGCCAACAUACAGAGCACCCAACAGCCGCACUGCUAGCAUCCUCGACCAGCUGGACUCCCCAGACGUGUCCGUCAACGCGCCUCGGAUCGACAGGAUCGCAGAAUUCCCUCUAGCUUCAUCCGAGGACCCCCUGGCUCCCAUGAACAACAACCUCUCUUCAGCUCCAGGCCACGGCCACGGCCACGGCUCGUGCUUCACGCCUCCCUCCAUCAACCGGUCCAUCACAAAGGACAAGUACACGGUGCAGGUGCUGCACACGGGCGACGGGGACAACGUGAGCGACUCGUCGGGGCGCAACGCCACCGCCGCGUCGAGCAGAGGGUCCAACGACUCGAGGCAGCAGCGGUUCGACACCUCGUCAUACCAGCAGCGCGCCGAGGCCCUGGAGGGCCUGCUGGAGUUCAGCGCACAGCUGCUGCAGCAGGAGCGGUACGAGGAGCUGAACAUCCUGCUGAAGCCGUUCGGGCCCGAGAAGGCGUCGCCGAGGGAGACCGCCAUCUGGCUCACCAAGAGCUUCAAGGAGACGGCGUCAUAGCAGCCUCCGGUCCUGUCUGUCUCUCUAUGUAGCUGCGGCCAGUUUUGUAACGUUUAAUGUAGCUCAGGUAGUUUAAGCUAUGUUAGGACCCCUCUCCCAGGUCUAGGUGCUGGAAGGAAGGCAACACCAGCUCAGUGUUGCUGCCCCCCCCCCCCCCCCCCCCCCCCCAAACUUAAAAUUCCCAUGUUGUUUAGCUGUUCUCAGGUUUCCAGUAGGAAAUUGAGCAAUCAGUAGUAGCAUUAGGACUACAAGCUGAACCCCAGGAUCUGGCAAAGAUCUUGAAACCUUUGCUGUAACAUAAUCAUGUGUCACUUGCGAUGAUGUAGUAGUAAACUGGAGGAGGAGGGCUUGGAAUGGAGAUCCAGUUGGCAGCAGGUUGGUUGGGUGUCCAUCCCCAUCUUGAACAGAGGCUGAAGAAUCCUAUGCUAGGAUUCCCCAUCCCCUGAUCCCAGCUUGUCCCCCCCUUCCUUGUGCUGACUAAAACAUAUAACGGAUGUGUUUGGUUGUU
Sorghum bicolor (sorghum) is the source of this 3016-nucleotide messenger RNA. RefSeq names its product serine/threonine-protein kinase Nek2. NCBI's taxonomy places the organism in Eukaryota, Viridiplantae, Streptophyta, Magnoliopsida, Poales, Poaceae. Bases 712 to 2508 code for a protein of 598 amino acids. Gene Ontology annotation, molecular function: ATP binding; protein kinase activity. The transcript has 15 exons. The record is from RefSeq and is a predicted model, not a curated record. Gene Ontology annotation, biological process: protein phosphorylation.